This is a messenger RNA of Penicillium cinerascens, 963 nucleotides long. Its product is annotated as ribose-phosphate diphosphokinase. Gene Ontology annotation, cellular component: ribose phosphate diphosphokinase complex; cytoplasm. Gene Ontology annotation, biological process: ribonucleoside monophosphate biosynthetic process; 5-phosphoribose 1-diphosphate biosynthetic process; purine nucleotide biosynthetic process. The record is from RefSeq and is a predicted model, not a curated record. The transcript is spliced from 4 exons. Bases 1 to 963 code for a protein of 320 amino acids. Gene Ontology annotation, molecular function: ribose phosphate diphosphokinase activity; magnesium ion binding. NCBI's taxonomy places the organism in Eukaryota, Fungi, Ascomycota, Eurotiomycetes, Eurotiales, Aspergillaceae.
AUGUCGUCCAACUCUAUCAAAUUGUUGACUGGCAACAGUCACCCGGAGCUGGCCCAGCUCGUGGCCGAUCGCCUCGGCAUCGAGUUGACCAAGAUUAUGGUCUUGCAGUACUCCAACCAGGAGACCAGUGUGACCAUCGGAGAGAGUGUGCGAGACGAAGAUGUCUUCAUUCUGCAGUCAACACGACCCAACGAUAUCAAUGACGGUCUCAUGGAGCUUCUGAUCAUGAUCAAUGCCUGCAAGACUGCCUCCGCUCGCCGCAUCACUGCCGUCAUCCCCAAUUUCCCUUACGCCCGCCAGGACAAGAAGGACAAGAGCCGCGCUCCCAUCACUGCCAAGCUCAUGGCCAACAUGCUGCAGACUGCUGGAUGCAACCACGUUAUUACCAUGGAUCUGCAUGCCUCCCAGAUCCAGGGCUUCUUCAAUGUGCCCGUCGACAACUUGUAUGCUGAGCCCAGUAUACUGAAGUGGAUCCGCGAAAACCUCGACGUCAGCAACUGCAUCAUUGUCUCCCCCGAUGCCGGUGGUGCCAAGCGUGCGACUGCCAUCGCCGAUCGCCUCGAUCUCCAAUUCGCUCUGAUCCACAAGGAACGUGCCCGUCCAAACGAGGUUUCUCGCAUGGUCCUCGUCGGCAACGUCAAGGACAAGGUCGCCAUCAUCGUCGACGACAUGGCCGACACCUGCGGCACGCUCGUCAAGGCCGCCGACACGGUCAUGCAGCACGGCGCUAUGGAAGUCAACGCCAUCGUUGUCCACGGCAUCCUGUCCGGCAAGGCGAUCGAGAACCUGAACAGCAGCCGCCUCAGCCGCUUGGUGGUUACCAACACCGUCCCCCACGCCGAGAAGAAGGAGCAGUGCGAUCGUAUUGAGACUAUCGACGUCAGCCCCACCCUCGCUGAGGCCUGCCGCCGUACCCACAACGGCGAGUCCGUCAGCUUCCUCUUCUCCCAUGCUGUCGCGUGA